This is a messenger RNA of Ilex paraguariensis (yerba mate), 795 nucleotides long. The record is from the annotation of a GenBank genome assembly. NCBI's taxonomy places the organism in Eukaryota, Viridiplantae, Streptophyta, Magnoliopsida, Aquifoliales, Aquifoliaceae.
AUGCCUCCCAAUGCAAGGGAUAUGUUAUACGAGAACCUGCCUCCUAGUGUAAAAUAUUCUUUGAGAUCCAAACUGGAAUCUUUUCAUGUCAAGGAAGAGGUGGUUGGAGAUUUGAGCUCCUGUUGGACAAUUUGUGUGUGUGUUUGGGCUCAUCCAGUUAAAAAAAUUAUUGUCACAUUUCCAAUAAAUUGGAUGAAAGGAAAUGGCAAGUUUCUCACUAUAACAGAAAUCAAAGCUGAGAUGGAGAAAACUUUGCACUGGCUUGUUCCUAUUGCCACAAACACAGCAAAGUCUGAAGCAAAUCGGAAGCCAGCUGGGCCUAUUGAGGCGAUUCUGAUUGAGACACUCCACCAUGCAGACAGGGAGAAGACAGAAUCCUUAAUUCUUGAACUAGUCUUGUGGCUUAACUAUUUUAUAAGCCAAUCGAAGGCUGGCGCAAAAGACGGUGGCAAGAGGACGCCAAUUAAUUCACCCCUCCAGGAAGCAAAUCAGCAGCCCGUGCAAGGAGCGGCUAAUGCUUUGUCACCAAUUUUAAGCAUUGAAGACCAGGAGAUGUUGCAGGAUGUUAGCAAAAGAAAACAGAGAGGAAUCAGUAAGAGUCGGGACUUCGAUUCUCUGAAAAACACGUUAAGAAAGCAUGACAGAGUAGGCAAAUUUAGCAGUCAUUCCCCAACAAGGGGAAGCGACGAAGUGAUAUCUAUGAAGAGGCAUUCCUCUAGCAUUCUUGCUCUUAAUUUUGGUCGUGACAAAAAGAAAGCAUUGGGUGUCAUUGAUAGGGACGACACCCAGAUGUAA